Molecule: messenger RNA, 704 nt
Organism: Anopheles stephensi (Asian malaria mosquito)
Lineage: Eukaryota; Metazoa; Arthropoda; Insecta; Diptera; Culicidae
Product: chromosome transmission fidelity protein 8 homolog
Exons: 3
Coding region: 125-631 (168 amino acids)
Biological process (GO): mitotic sister chromatid cohesion
Cellular component (GO): Ctf18 RFC-like complex
Source: RefSeq, a predicted model, not a curated record
CGAGCAAGCUUUCUCAAAUAGGCGCGAAAUUUGUAUCGUCUCGGAACCUCGAGCAAACGUGUGGUAAAUGUAGUGUAUUUUCGCUGUCUUAUAAGUGUCUGGAUUGUGAGAACUGUCCAUAAGAAUGCCCAUUUACGUGAGAAACCCGCCGAAAAAUGGUGAACUUAACACCGCCGAUCUGGACGAGUGGUGUAUCGUGGAACUUCAGGGCGAUCUCGAUGUGCGUGGCGAUCGCAUAAUGUCUGGCCAGUUUAUCGGCGAUCUGCUGUACAACAAAUACGGUCAACCGAUUCUAAUCAUUGGCCACCACAUACUGCAAGGACGGUUGCAGAAAAUCGAGAAACCCUUGCUAGUGGUGGAAAAGUGUGACCUAAAGCAGCGGGACGCCACAGACGGGGAUGAAACGAUGCUGGACAUCAGUCAGCUGCCGAUGACCCAAAGCCAGGAGCAGGAUCUGAACUCGACCGCUCACUCGAUCACCUCCAACCGGACCGUGCUCGAUACGACCGUCGCCAUCGAACACAAGGUGGUCCCGAAGGUGGAAUACCGUGUGAGGGCCGUGGUACGCAACAAGGUGCUGUUUAAGGCACGCCCCAAGCCCAUCAUUGCAAACGUUUCCAAAACGGUAUAGAAUUGCGGCAGUAGUGUUAAGUGAGCUUUAGAUAAGCAUUAAUAAACUUUUCUUAUAUUAUAUUGUAAAAAAA